Setaria italica (foxtail millet) is the source of this 1361-nucleotide messenger RNA. Its product is annotated as GTP-binding protein At2g22870. The record is from RefSeq and is a predicted model, not a curated record. The transcript has 4 exons. Bases 61 to 1008 code for a protein of 315 amino acids. Lineage: Eukaryota; Viridiplantae; Streptophyta; Magnoliopsida; Poales; Poaceae. Gene Ontology annotation, molecular function: GTP binding.
CCGCCGCCCGCUGCACACUUCUCCCCCGCCCCGAAAAACCCCCGACCGCCGGCGGCGGCCAUGCUCCUCCACCACCGCCUCCUCCCCCGCCUAGUACUCCUUCCUUCCACCCACACCUCCACCUCCACCCUCCUCCGUCCCUCGCGUUUGCCGCGCCACCUCUCCAUCUCGCCCCGCUUCUGCGCGCUCUCCCACCUCGCGGUGCCCCAGAUCGUCGACCAAUCCGACAACGAGGGGACGCCCCACGGGGAUGUGCAGGUCAAGCUCCCGCUCGACCGCCUCUUCGUGCCUCCCGGGGCGACAGUGGAUGCCGGGGAUCAGGAGGCCGUGAGCGCGCGGGUCCUCAAGGGUUCCAACAUCGUGCUAGGCCCGUACGCGCGCGGCGAUGCGCAGGUUGUCAACGCGGAUUUCGUGAAGAGCAGCGUGCGUCCCGAUGACUGUCCCCGGGACGGGCUUCCGGAGUUUGCGCUCGUUGGGCGGUCCAACGUUGGCAAAUCGUCGCUGCUCAACUCGCUCGUCCGCCGCAAGCGCCUCGCGCUCACCUCCAAGAAGCCUGGGAAGACCCAAUGUAUCAAUCAUUUCAAAGUAAAUGACAGCUGGUAUCUCGUUGACUUGCCUGGUUAUGGAUAUGCUUCUGCGCCACAGGAAGCUCGUACAAAUUGGGAUGAAUUUACUAGAAAUUACUUUCUCAGUAGGGAGAAUUUGGUAUCUGUUUUUCUUCUUAUAGAUGCAAGUAUACCUGCCAAGAAGAUUGAUCUUGACUAUGCUAGUUGGCUUGGUCAAAAGAAGGUCCCCAUGACACUGGUGUUCACAAAAUGUGACAAACGCAAGAAGAAGAAAAAUGGAGGGAGGAGACCGGAAGAAAACGUGGAAACUUUCCAGAGUCUGAUCCGUGAAUACUUCGAGGCGGCACCUCCCUGGAUCAUGACAAGCAGCGUGACCAACCAGGGCCGUGACGAGAUACUGCUGCACAUGUCUCAGCUUAGGAAUUAUUGGCUCAAGCAUUGAGAUGCCAUGACAAGAAAACCGAACCGAAGCAACCGAAAUGGCAUACAAGGCCCCUGUGGUUCAAUUGAUGCAUCGGCAGCCGGCACCUAUGCAAUCAGGCCUUUCGCACCAACUAAUCCACCUUUUGAGCUGUUGAUUGUCCAAUAUGCCCCCCUGUACAUGAUUACCCAAUCAACACUCUGGGAGUACAGACAAGGCGUUAAAAUCGGCUGAUCCUGGGUUUUCUAUUGUGUACACGUACAAUCCCAACGUUUUCCCAUUGUUCUCUCCUGUUAUAGGCUUCUGUAUGAUGUGGAAUAAUAAACCCUGGUGUCAGCUAAUCAUCAGCGGGAAUCUCACUCUUUUGUUUGUUA